UGAAGUUUGCAAAAUCGAAUUCUCGAUUCAUGGAUUUUGUGACUGACAAUCUAAUAUUUUGACUGAGUUAUACGUUUUGCAUGACUGCCAUGAGCUCGGCGGGGCUGGCCUUGCCCACGAGGGCGUCGCGGAUGGCUCGGUACUGCUUGUUCUUCGGGUCCAGUUCCACGGCGCGCUCGAUGCUUUGCACCGCGCGCUCCAUGAACGAUUCAUCGGGGGUCUUCUCGUACUUUUCAGCGUACAUGAGCCCAAUGUUAAAGUACGCGAGUUCGUUGGUCGGGUCCAGUGUCGCGGCCGCCUCAAAGUGUUCCAGGGCCAGCACCUGCUUUUCCCGCAGUUUGUUGGCCUUGUACAUGGACCCAAGGUUGGCGUGGGCGAGGGACAUCUGGGACUGGGUGGCUUCAGGGUCGUUCUCGACGAGGAUCAAAUACCGCUCAAAGCUCGAAAUGGCAUCGUUGCUCAGUGCAAACUUGCGCUGGUUGUUCACUUGGUCCUGGGCAUGCUGCGACAAGGCAAACCCCAAAUGGUAGUAGAAUUCGGACGACGUUGGGUCGAGCUCAGUGGCCUUUCGCCAGCUGUUUGCAGCUUGUUGCCAUUGCAUCAUGACAUUCAACGCAUUGCCCAUCAGAGCGUGGGCAAACACCAUGUCCGGAUCAAUUUGGAUCGCCUUUUCACACUCCUCGAGCACCAGAGGCCAUUUCUGGGCCUCGAAAUGACCCAGGGCCUUUUGCAAAUGCUUCACAGCAUGGCGCUGGACGUCCGAGAACUUUGGCGUGGCGACUUCGCUCGGUCGAUUUGCCUUGUCCGCGGAAUGCACUGUUGACGUUGUCCUGUCGACCUUGGCACCGACCACAAGUUGACUCGACCUUUCGGACGACAUCAGCGCCGCAAGAACGACCAACACUGGAAUGAAGAACCCAAGCGUGUACAUAAGGAUCGAGUGCUGGCGAGACGACUUUGGUUGCUUCUUGGGUACUGACCUGCCCAUCCAAUGCAAAGUGGGUUGGAUCCCCCCAUUUC
This is a messenger RNA of Aphanomyces astaci, 1020 nucleotides long. RefSeq lists its product as hypothetical. Lineage: Eukaryota; Oomycota; Saprolegniomycetes; Saprolegniales; Verrucalvaceae. The coding region runs from base 81 to 530 and encodes 149 amino acids. The transcript has a single exon. The record is from RefSeq and is a predicted model, not a curated record.